Molecule: messenger RNA, 240 nt
Organism: Penicillium daleae
Lineage: Eukaryota; Fungi; Ascomycota; Eurotiomycetes; Eurotiales; Aspergillaceae
Product: RAMP4 family protein
Exons: 3
Coding region: 1-240 (79 amino acids)
Cellular component (GO): endoplasmic reticulum
Source: RefSeq, a predicted model, not a curated record
AUGGCUCAAACUCCUCAACAACGCCGCGCAAACGAAAGGUUUGCUAAGAACGAGGCCGCCAAGCGCGGCAAAGGGCCAUCCGUGUCGAAGCCUAAACAACAGAACAAGUCGCCUGUCUCAACCAGCUGGGUUGUAAUUUUGGCCUUUGUUGUGUGCGGAGGCCUCCUUCUGGAGCUGCUCAGGAUCGUCCCUGAGAUCUGGAAUACCGUGGCCUCGAUGCUCUCCCGAAUCACAGGGUAG